GUUCCCAGCACGCCGCCAUAUUGGCUGUUGUCCUGUCUAAGGGUUUCAGGUCUGGGUUUUUGCCUUUUGGGAAUAUUUGUGUUUUAGGUGCAGUCAAUACGCGUCCGGGGAGCUGUGUGCCGUAGUUAGCAAUGACCAGGAGGAGGAAUAAACAGGGCAGCGGUCGCAAGGAGCGAACCAGCAUGCAGCAAAGACUGGGCAAGGGGUCCCCUGCUUGUGAUGUACCAGAGGCAGAUGCCAGAGAGAGACUGGACGAGAUGGGCAAAAGCGGACAGGUGCUGCCAUCCUCAAGCCAGUUUGUGCAGACAUGUUGCCUACUGUGUCACCGGGAGCGAAAGGACUGGGCUGGCUCCCCUCCUCCCAGUGGGCUGCUUCCCGCAAAGGAUGGACUUCCAGACUCCUUUGUGCCAACCUUGGCACAGAAUGUGCUGGGUGAAAUGCCAUUGUGGAUCUGCCAGAGUUGCCGGAAGAGUGUGGAGGAGGAGGAGAGGCGAGCUUUGCCGGAACAACCUUUGUCGGUGUCUUUGUCACAUACAACCUGCAAGUCUCAGUCCUGUGGUGGAGGUUCACACUCCUCCUCCUCUUCAUCUUCAUCAUCAUCAUCAUCUUCCUCGUCUUCCUCCAGCUCUUCCUCAUCCUCUUUGUCCUCGUCAUCUUGCCAUGGGAUUUCUGGGGAUUGGGAUCCCAGCUCUUUCCUGUCGGCACACAAGCUGUCUGAGCUAUGGAACUCGCAGCAUUCAAAUGGUAGCCUAGGAGGAGGGUGUUCAGGAGAAAAGGAUAACGGACUUCCUGGGUUGCCAGACUGUUGUGGUAAAUCUUCCAAACAUUCUGGACCAAAGGUGUGCCCAUAUAGUUCAUCAGCAAACAACACAGGGACUCUUCCUACCUCAAUCAACUUUUGCAAGUCCCCCAAGCAUUUCAAAGGCAUGUGCCAUAGACCAGCGUCCCCAGGGGAGACUUUCCACUUGUCUGACCACCAGCGGCAUUCAGAUCCCAGCGCCCCUCCUAACAGCCCCACAGGCCUUCCAUCUCAGCAUCCAGCUUCUCCCCACAGCUCUCCACCUCCACACCUCACCUCUUCCAACUCUACGGUUCCCUUUUCAGCAACAAGCAUUUCACCUCAUACUGCAACAAGCGUUUCACCUCAUACUGCAGACUCUAAAGUGCCUGCAUCUCCUAGAACUCAUAGAGACCCUCACUUAGCUGGCUCUAGCCAGUCUGUUGUCAAAGUGAAUCCACCACCUCCACCCCUUUCAGCAUGCAGUCAUCCCUGCAAUGGCCAUUGCAGUGGGGGAAAUGUACUACAGGGAGGAAGCAUCCCAGGGACCACUAGUAACAGGGACCCGACAUGUAGGGGGCACAAGUUUCCCGACUCUUCAAACUGCUCAUCCUUGCAGCCUUGUGAAGCAGAUGAGGGUCUAGGGGAAGAUGAAGACAGCAGCUCAGAGCGUAGUUCAUGCACCUCAUCCUCCACCAACCAGAGGGAUGGCAAGUUCUGUGACUGCUGCUACUGCGAGUUCUUCGGGCAUAACACACCUCCUCCAGCUCCAACAAGUCGGAAUUACCCAGAAAUGCGUGAGAAGCUUCGCUCACGACUUACCAAGCGGAAAGAGGAGAUCCCGCAAAAGUUGCAUCCCCCUGGCGAACAAGCUGUGGAUCACCGUGAUGUGAAUGAGUUGCUAGACUUUAUUAAUAACACUGAGCCAAAAUCCACCAGUAGCAGCAAAGCAGCAAAGAGGGCAAGGCACAAGCUGAAGAAAAAGGUAAGGUGGUGCAUUUAA
This is a messenger RNA of Bombina bombina (fire-bellied toad), 1781 nucleotides long. It is a transcript of the gene FAM193B, whose product is annotated as family with sequence similarity 193 member B. The transcript has 7 exons. Gene Ontology annotation, cellular component: cytoplasm; nucleus. NCBI's taxonomy places the organism in Eukaryota, Metazoa, Chordata, Amphibia, Anura, Bombinatoridae. The coding region runs from base 132 to 1781 and encodes 549 amino acids. The record is from RefSeq and is a predicted model, not a curated record.